Messenger RNA from Schistosoma turkestanicum, 2294 nucleotides. The record is from the annotation of a GenBank genome assembly. Lineage: Eukaryota; Metazoa; Platyhelminthes; Trematoda; Strigeidida; Schistosomatidae.
GCAAUUUUACGAUUGACUGUUAUUGUUGCUCAAUCACCUUGAAUAAUCAUCGAAAUCGAGAAUAUCAGAACUCAUCUAUGGAAGUGAAGACUAAAACGAAAAAAACUAAUAGUGACUUUUGGAGAAAACAUGCAUUCUGACAUUGUAUGAAGAUUUUGCUGCAAAAUGAAAAUUACUACCUUUCUAUUAUGCUUAAAAAGGGAAAGCCAGAACAUGCAUUUCUACAGACAUGUUUGUUCAUAGAAUAAUGUGAAAAACUCAUGAAAUCACCUUCAUGCACACCGUCAUAAAUGCUUCGAUUUACUUUUCUAAAAAUGUUCAGAGUAUUUAUUAUUACCAGCCUUAUCAUUUAGAAAACUAAACUAAUUAGUAAACUAAUCAAAAAUUCUGAAAAGUAUUCUUUGUUAUUAUUAUAAAAAGACAAUUAUUUAAUUAGGGAAUACGAAAUUUAUACCUAUAAUAUUACGUGAAUCAUGUUUGAUAUUCUUUCCUUCCGGGAAGUAAUAUUUGAUGUAUUCACUGAUUAAUUUAGCAAACAAUAAUUUGUGAAAGUUUGCAACUCAAACAAUUCAACUAUUUUUUGGAAAUUCGGUCGUCAUUUCUUCGUUUUGAAAAUAACGAAGAUAUACGUUCAUUACAGAUCUUCACCAAUCACUUUGCAUUUCUUUUGAUUGUUUUGGCAAGGUUGUUGAUUAUACGCUAGAACACGAGCAUUCUUAUUGGACAAGCUUCUUAUGUGUUUUAUUUUUAAAUCUGAUUGGGUAAACUUAAGCUACUGAGAAACUACACUAGUGGCAUUUAUAAAUUAAUGAAAAUUAGUGAAACAAAUAAUCUUACCAUGGAACGUCUUAAAGACUUUACUAGAUUCUGCUCAACAGUUAGAUACAGAGUAUUAAUAAUCUUGGCAUUCUCAACUAUUAGCUUUGGAAUUUGGUAUAUAUGGGGUCUUAGUCUAAACGAAAUAGGACAGUACAUUUCAAACUACCAAACAGCAAUAUGGAAUUUCGCUGGACGGCCUACUUAUUACACAAACUUCAAAGAUUUCAGAAAUGACGUUAUGAUUGGGCGUCUUCAGCUGAAUAAAACCGAGAAACGUGAAAUUAUCAUUUACGGAAAGAUGUUGGCUUCAAUGAACAAAGAUGUGACUAACUGUCCAGUGAACAAUUGCAUUAUUCAUACUGAUACAACUGAAUGGGCUAAAAGUGAUCUCGUUUUAAUUCCAAACGGAAUAUUUCCUUCGGGAAAGCGCCCACCAAAACAAGCUUGGGUUGCGUUUGAAUAUGAAUCAGCACUCCAUACUCGACUUAGUGAUGAGCUUAAUGAUAAAAUUAACUUCACUGCAUCAUAUCGAUUUGAUUCAACUAUUCGUACACCUUAUGGAAUGUACACACCAAAUGAGCUGACAACAGACGAUAUCGACAAAACAAUUCAAUCAACAAAAUUGGAGAAUAUCGCCAAAGGAAAGGAUAGAGCUGUUGCUUGGAUUGUGAGUAACUGUCACCCUAAAAGUCCAAGAAACGAUUAUUCAAAUGAACUAGCUAAAUAUAUUACAGUCGAUGUGUAUGGUCAAUGCGGUCGGAUGACCUGCUCUGGUUCAGAAUGCUUUGAUUUGGUACGGAAACAUUACAAGUUUUACCUGAGUUUUGAAAAUUCACUUUGUCAAGACUAUAUAACAGAAAAGUUCUUUUAUAAUGCCUUAAUGAACAAUGCAUUACCCAUUGUAAUGGGUGCUUCGAUUGAAGAAUAUCACAAGGUUUCACCACCUCAUUCUUUUAUUCAUGUGGAUCAGUUUGAGAAUCCAAAAGAACUGGCCAAAUAUUUGAAUUACCUUGAUAAGAACGACACUGCAUACAAUGAAUACUUUGCUUGGCAUAAAAGGGGUGUUGUGACUGUGUGGUCGUUUAAGCCAGAGUGUGAAUUCUGUAUACUUGCAAAUGCUCUUACUUACUUCAAACCAACUGUACAUGAAAACUUUAUGUUUUGGUGGAAGGACGGAUGUAAGAAUAGGACAUUAAGAUGGAAAAAAUCAGUUUAGCUAUUUGUAAAGAAGGUACAGAAGAUCAAAUGGUGGAAACUCAUUUUUCAAAUACAGUAUCUGUACAUAGGUAUCUUUUGAUUUACGUUUUAUCUCUUUCAAGUGGAAGCCAUUGUAAAAUCAAAGUAGAACAUUUCCUUUCAGUCUAAAUGUGCUUUUUUUAUAUGUUGUCUUCAAUAAAUAACUGACUACUUUAUGUGGACGUAUUUUUCCAUACUGGCGAAUUUCUGGAUUUUUGUCAAAUUUUGUAAAACCAAUG